This is a messenger RNA of Astrephomene gubernaculifera, 4764 nucleotides long. The record is from the annotation of a GenBank genome assembly. NCBI's taxonomy places the organism in Eukaryota, Viridiplantae, Chlorophyta, Chlorophyceae, Chlamydomonadales, Astrephomenaceae.
AGGAAGAGUGCAUAGAACGCAUUUCUUUACACCCAGCAUGAUUGCCGUAUUUGGUAACUGCUUUCUCGCCCUUCGGUAACUAUGGGCGAUUUGCUUAGUAGCCGGCGUCUGACCUCUUUAUUAAUCGUUUUAGCUUAGCAUCAAGCGUUUUUACGCCCGUCCGCUGUCCGCUCGCUGCCUUCGCUCCGACGGACCUAACUUACAACCUUAUUGCAAAUAACAGCAUCUACAUCACGUAGCCGAUAAAGCAGCCCGGGUAGCACCCCAGAACGGGGUUGCUGGUCAGGCUGCGAGCAGGGCAAAUGCAGUGCACAGCAGAAAGCUAAGGGAGCUCAGCUGGGCAGGGUGCCAUGGUAUUCAGCUGCUUUGCUUGCUGCUCUGCACCGCUUGUUCCCGAGGACCACACGGAGCUCGGCCGGGAAGAGCUUAAACGCCUCUACGACCGGUCCGUGGCGCUGAAUGGGGGCAAGCUGUACGUGCAUGGAAUCUUUGCUCGGGCCAACACACGCAAUAACAACAAGCGUGUAUACCCAAAGCACAUCCUUGAACGGGAGGUCGCCCGGUUUAUAGCUGAACACAUCGUGCCCGGCACAGCGCUUGGGGAGCUGGACCACCCAAACUACGCUUCCAAAUACUUCAAAUGCCUCAACCUUCCCAACGUCAGCCACCAGGUGUUGGAGGUGGUGUGGAAGGGCGACCAGCUGUGGGGCACCAUCGAGGUGCUGCCCACCCCCUCGGGGCUGCUGCUGUGGGAACUCUACUCCAGGGGUGUCAAGCUGGGGGUGUCCAGUCGCGGCUGGGCCUCGCUGCGCUCCGACCCCGCCUCCAAGUGCGUGUUCGUGGACGACGACUUCGAGCUCAUCACCUUUGACUUUGUGACGGAGCCCUCCACGCGCGGGGCCUAUCUGGCACCCGUGCAGCGCAAGUACAAGCGACCCGUGCCCGACCAGGCCAAGGUGGUCGCCAUCUCGCACCUGGGUCACGGUGUGGUGGCCAUGGAGAAGGUGGCGCGGGUGCCGGGGCCCGCGGUGCUGGUGCAGCGGAUAGCGGAGCUGCAGCGAGCCUCCGCAGCCAUCCUCAGCCCCCUGGCGCCCCCCACCGCACCCCCAGCAGUGGCCUCCAGCAGUGGCGCCGGCAGCUUGCAGCAGCAGGGUCAGCAGCUGCUGUACCCCUCCGUCGGCUGCCCAGCCUCCCAGCAGCAGCAACAGCAGCAGCCGGGGCAGCAGUUAGUGGUGGCGCCUGGUGCGCCGGUGGUGGUGCCGGCCUUCAAACCCAGUGGGCUGGACAACCUGCUGUGUUUCGGGCAUUACGUGGUGCACCAGUCCGCCCCCUAUUUGGACCGCGAGCAGCACGCGCGGGACUACCGAGCGCACCUGGUCAUCUUCACCGCGCGGGCGCACCUAGCAGAUGAGCGAGUCAACACAGGCGCACUCAGUCGGGGGGAAAUAGACAACGUGAUCCUAAACAAGCUCAUCACCAAAGACGCCUUUGACCCAGCAUCCACCUCCUUCGCCACGCGGCUAGACCAGCCGCCGCACUUUGGCUUCAACGGCGGCAUGGCAGGGGCCAACCAUGUCACUGCCAUUGGCGCCGCUACCGACAGUGGGUGUGCGACGGCGGUUGGAAGCAACGGUGGUUUCGGUGCAGCCGCUGGCGUCGGCGGCCGAAUGGGGAUCGUAUCCGCCGCCGCGGCGGCGGCGGCAGCCGAGACGCAGGGCCCUUCUGGGAUAGACGCGUCGUACGCAGUCGUACAUGCAGCGGCGGUGGCGGCAGGACAGAGGAUCAGCGGUGCCGGAGGAGGGGCAGGGUUGCGGGGGGCGGCGGCGGCGGCGGCGCCAAACCCGACGGAUUUAGAGUCUUGGGUCAUGCACCCACAUGCGCUGAAUGCAUCUAGCAGCACAAUAGACACGGCGGUCUCGGGAGGGGAGCAGCGCAACGCGGGCAGCAGCGGAGGCGGGGCUGCUUCCCAUAGCUCAAAAUCCCUGACACCUCCUGCCGUACAAUGCAUCCCUGUCGGUGCCGCCGCCAGCAGAGGCGGAGGCGGUGGCGGUGCAUCGACAGGUCCCCGGCAAAGCGCGGGAACGGCGGCUGUAGCGACGGGGCUAAGCACCCGACGAUUGGGAGGAGGAGGAGGCAGCGGAGGGCCUGCAGGAGCUGAGUUGUCGGCGGGAGGCUUGGACGACGAGCAGUUGAGGAGUUGGUUGAGUCAGUUGCCGGGUGGCGAGAGCAUGGCGCAGGGGUUCAUGGAGAUCCGCGCCUCCCUCAUCAGCUUCGCACAGCUCUACCAGCUACACCAGAAGCGGGUGGAGGCUGUGCUGCUGAAGCAGAUGGCGGUCCCGCCCGCAUCGGCGGCGGGCCAUGGAUACCACCAUGGAUCGCAUGGCGGUAGCAGUCGUACGGCCGCGCAAGUGGCACGACUCUAGCAGCAAGCAACUUACUGUGGCAGCAUUCGCAGCAGCAGGAGCAGCACCGGCAGCAAAGGGUUUGGGGAACUGACGACGACGCCGUUUGUCAAGCACAGCCCUUGCCGCUUGACGGGUAGGAGCCGUAAAAGCCGUCGGGUUCCUGCCGAGAAAGCUGCAUGUACUUGACGAAUGAGCGCGGCCCGGUGCCGGUGGUGGCGGUUGCGGGUGGUUGUGGUGGUUGUGGUAAGGGGCUGUGCGGUUGGUGGUGGUUGGUUGCACAUGCUGCAGAAGCGCAAAUGCCCCUAGGGCUGUUUACCGGUAUUCUUGCUACGCUCCUCCGCGCCCUUGGCUGCUCGGGCAUAACGGACGUUCGGCUUGUUAUGUGCGGCUUGUGGCUUAGGCUUGCGGCUUGGUAUUCAUCUGCGUACGGUGGUUGUUGUACGGAAAGUAUUGUACGACAGUGAUCAACAGGAAAGUGACGUGUAAUGCAUUUGUGUGCAGAGUUGUGAUGGUGGUGGUGGCCCCAGCAAGGGACGCAUGAAAAGGACAGCGGGUGAUGGUGCGAAAGAAGAGAGGGUGGCAAAGGUUUACUGUGCUUAUGUAUCGGGCAGCUUUUGGUACUGACGUGAAGACACGUGUGCGUGUAUGUGUGUGUUUGUAUGUGUGUAUGCGCGUUGGGUCGGUGUGGGAACGACGCAAGACAGCACAUUAGCACUGCUCGCAUGCAUUCCCCGUGCGUAUCGGAUACGGGGAGGGAAUCUUGAUUUUUGGAUCGCUUAUGUUGAGCCGUGUUCUAAGUAUGAUGGUUCCUUACGCAACCAACAUUGCUGAGGUGGAACGGCUGGCGAGGUGAGGUGAGGUGGGUUGUGGAGAGUGUGUGUUGCACAGCGUGCGGAGAGGUUUUGGUCCUGCUCCGUAGCCCGUUUAUGCGUGUGUGACCCGUGGGUCUUUAUGACCUCGCGCCUCAUUUGGGGAUCAGCGAGCGAGCACCACAUGCAUGCGGUUUCUGGUUAUCCUUGCGCUGUUAAUUGUUGUGUUUAGGCGUUGCUGGAAGCGCGGGAAGGGAGCCGAGCUUGUGGCGCAAGCAGGCUUGGUCGCAAGUAGCUUGGUCGUUAGGCAUGGUCGUAAGUAGCCGCCCUUCCGUUUACUCCUGACGCUUUCCUGGCUUUCCUUUUUGCUGUCACUUUGGAUUCAAGGACAGAAGGAGUUUGCAGCUCCCCUUGCUGUCCUGUUGCUUGUCCUUGGACAUGGGUAUGGCAGGUGUGUGUGUCUGUUUAGGGGCGUUAUCACGGUUCUACAGACGGCCGUUGUUGGUUUUGUCGUCGAUUGAAUGCUGCUAACGGAGUUACAGAGUGGUUGGGUGACGCCUGCCGAAUUGGUGGGUUGCAAUGGGUGGUGGGUGCCUGCAGGCGCCCAUACGCUUGCAGGAUGAGGCGGAGGGCUGCACGUAUCCUACUAUCAUAUGCCGUCUUCAUCUGCUUUCGCUCGCUACUCCGCUUACUCUUGCGGCACUUCCACGCAACAGAGCGUGCGACCGACAGCUCUCGCAUGUCACGUUAAGAGGUAGCAAAGCAGCCGUCGGUGCCCGAGAGAAACCGCGUGUGUGCGUAUGUGCUUGCGAUCGCCAUCCCUGGAUUAUGCAUUAUGCGUGGUUAUUUGCGAAACUGUGUCCUCUCGUCUUUCUGAAAAGAAGCAAUGCUAGGGCAACAUAUACGACAGAAUACGACACCUGUGACGGAGGUGUGCGUUGCGGCAUAUUGAGGCGGCUGCCACGUUUCUUUGGGGUUCCUGUGUGAUGGGAUGUUGGCGUUUUUGGCGCGCUCUUUGCACAACACAGCUGUACUGCUAUUUGGAGAGGUGUUUAUUGUACGGCAUAUGAGGAAGGGUAAGAUGGACGGAGAGGCCAUACAUGGCUGCAUCUGUGCAUGGGACGUGCUGGGAAGGCUGCAUUAGGGAGAAUCCGUUGGUUGGGGUUCGCAGAACCCGUUGGUGUUUACGACAUCCGUUGGGUGCUGUGGCCGGAUUGGAGGGUUAGAGGCGCUAGGUGGUUGCCGGUAUGCCACUUUCAGAAAUAAGGUGAAGAGUUGGUGUGGAGGAGUAGGAGGUCCGCGUCGUGUCAUGGCGACGAGAGCUGUGAGCUUUUGUGAGGCCUUGACCCGCUUUGCGACGAAAUUGUGUGUCUUGGGACUCAGUCAUUAGGUUACUGCAUCUUGUGUGUUCUGGAGCUUUCGCGUGUUUCUAUAGGUUAACUUAAAACACUGAAACCAACGUUGACGUGAUAAUUUAUUGCUGGUGUUCUGUACGGUGUACGGCACUGGAGAGACGGUUCAGGACAAGGCCCGAAUGGUCGUACGCGGAU